Molecule: messenger RNA, 1110 nt
Organism: Diabrotica balteata
Lineage: Eukaryota; Metazoa; Arthropoda; Insecta; Coleoptera; Chrysomelidae
Source: the annotation of a GenBank genome assembly
CGUUGAGAAGUGCAUCUGAUACGAUGAAGACCAUUAUCGCUUUUUCGGCUUUUGUAGCCGUAGCAUUUGCUGCUAACCUCGAACAUGCUGAUCCCAAACACAUUCCCAUCAUCAGACAAGAAAACGAAGUCAGCGUCGAUGGAAACUACCGUUCAUCAUUCGAAACCGGAAACGGAAUCGUUAUCCAAGAGCAAGGUGUCCUUAAAAACGCUGGUAGCCAAGAUGCGUCUUCUGAAGUGGUUGGAUCAGCAGAAUGGAAAAGCCCCGAAGGUGUUCCAGUAGUACUUAAGUAUGUAGCUAAUGAAUUUGGAUUCCAACCUGAAGGAAGCCAUCUCCCAACCCCACCAGUAGACAACAACACACCCCCACCAAUACCAGCAGCAAUCCUUAGGUCUUUGGAGUGGAACGCUGCUCAUCCAGAAGAGGAUCCAGAAAAUCAAAGACCCCAACGUCAAUUUAGCCAAUAUAAUAUUCAUAAAUGCAUGUUCGAAUCCUUGUUCGUCCUUGAAAUAAUAAAAUGGACCAGCUUUGCCUCAACAAAUAUCAGCAACUCUAAAUCUGAAUAUUUGUGUCAUCAAGGUGUGUAUAAAUUUGGUGCCAAAAUAAAGAGUGACCAUAACACGUUCAGAAGUGCAUCUAGCAAGAUGAAGACCAUUAUCGCUUUCUCGACAAUUGUAGCCGUAGCAUUAGCUGCUAGUCUCGAGCACGUCGACCCUAAGCAUAUUCCCAUAAUCAGACAAGAAAACGAAGUCAGCGUCGACGGAAACUACCGUUCUUCAUUUGAAACUGGAAACGGAAUCGUUAUCCAAGAACAGGGUGUUCUUAAAAACGCUGGUAGCCAAGAUGCCUCUUCUGAAGUAGUUGGAUCAGCAGAAUGGAAAAGUCCCGAAGGUGUUCCAGUAGUGCUUAAGUAUGUAGCUAAUGAAUUUGGAUACCAACCCGAAGGAAACCUUCUCCCCACUCCACCAACACCUCCACCAAUUCCAGAAGCAAUCCUUAGGUCUUUGGAAUGGAACGCUGCUCAUCCAGAAGAAAAUGAAGAACAUCAAAGACCACAACAUCACUAAAUUAUAAUUGAAAAUUGUAAAUAAAUCUUAUUUUUCUAUGAUU